UAUGAACAGUAUAUCAGCAAGCUUUUCCAGCAGCUGGGUUUAGAGGCUGGCAUCCCAUUUGGCGAUUCGGAGUUGAAUGAGCGCAUCAAACAAGCUGUUAACGACAUUCGGCUUGUUGGCAUGGAAAUCUAUCGGAUGAAACAGAAUGCCUAUUCGAGAAGUCCAGAGAAGAUUUCUCUUGGUCAGUUGAACAAAGGUGAAUCGGUGUUUGAUUGGAAAGGAUUGCUGUCCCACUAUUUCAACAAAGUCGACUUGUCAUUCGACGAUGGAUACUUUGUAUAUUCAACUUACGUGAAGUACCUUAAGCAAGUUCCGGAACUGAUCAAGAAACUUCAAAAAGCCUAUUCAAAACCAGUAUUCAAUAGAAUUAUGAACAACUAUAUGCUCUGGAAUACCAUGGAUGCUUAUGCGUGGCACUUAUCCUACGAAAUGGCUGCAAUUCAACAGUGGCACUACACCAACCUGGACACGGAUUUGCAAACUGACUGCCUCAUUUUCACCCACGAAUUGUUCGGCACCGUUUUAGGUGCCAUUUUUGUGGAAAAUCACCUACAUGGUGAUGCGGUUAACCAUACCAAAACGAUGCUAACCCACCUAAAGUCCAGUGCAUAUGAACAAAUCGAGAAAACCAAAUGGAUGGAUUAUGACACAAAGAAAAAGCUCGAGAGACGCAUUGAAAAUUUGGAAAUCAAAUACACCGUACCUGACAUCAUGACAAAUGAAGCCAAACUGGAUUAUGCUUAA
This is a messenger RNA of Opisthorchis viverrini, 744 nucleotides long. RefSeq lists its product as hypothetical. Gene Ontology annotation, biological process: protein processing. The transcript has 5 exons. Gene Ontology annotation, cellular component: plasma membrane. Gene Ontology annotation, molecular function: metalloendopeptidase activity. The annotation marks the transcript as partial. The record is from RefSeq and is a predicted model, not a curated record. Lineage: Eukaryota; Metazoa; Platyhelminthes; Trematoda; Opisthorchiida; Opisthorchiidae.